Molecule: messenger RNA, 5016 nt
Organism: Oldenlandia corymbosa var. corymbosa
Lineage: Eukaryota; Viridiplantae; Streptophyta; Magnoliopsida; Gentianales; Rubiaceae
Source: the annotation of a GenBank genome assembly
AUUAAUUCGAUCGCAUCGUUCCCACUUCCCACCUUUUUUUUCCACUGUUUCCUUUCCUGUCACCAUCCAUUCCGUUUACUUCCUUUUCCGUUUCUCCCCAGUUUUCACCGCUAAUCACUCCCUCCCUUCUACUCCAGAAAACACGCACUCACACACUAAAAAAAAAAAAAACCAAAAGAAAAUGUUUACCAUUACCAUUACCACCUCCAUGGCCAAACAGCUCAUACUCCUAAACUGUAUUCACUAACAUUUGCCAUUAACACCACACAUCAACACACAGUUCCCACUCUCAAAAACACCAUGUCCCCCUUUCCCCUCUUCCUCCUCUUCCUCCUCCCCACCUUUUCCUUCUCUCUUUCAGUUCCUUACCCCUAUAAUUUUUCCAUCCAUGUUGAUUGUGGUGGAUUGACCAACUCAACGGAUGUCUUUAACACGACCUGGGUUUCCGACAGGUACUUCACCGGCGGUGUUACGGCGGUUGUGUCGGAGCCGCUUCAUUUCACCCACCAGCAGGAGAAGACUCUCCGCUACUUCCCAAUUUCCUCCGGCAAGAAGAAUUGCUACUCAAUUCCCGAUGUCCCUCCCGGAAAGUACUUCCUCCGGACGUUCAUUGUCUACGAUAACUACGACGGCAAGUCUCAUUCCCCUUCCUUCGACGUCGCCGUUGAAGGGACUAUGGUGUUCUCUUGGCGGUCGCCUUGGGAGGAGUCCAUUUCCAGAUCCGGGGCUUAUUCGGAUCUUUUUGUGUCCAUCUACGAUUCGAAUGCUGACGUGUGCUUCUACAGUAUCGCGACUGAUCCUCCGGUAAUUGGGUCUCUGGAGCUCAUCCAAGUCGACCCAGAUGCUUACAUCCUGGGAAAUGAAACUACCUAUAAUACUUCGAUUUUAGUUAAUUAUGGAAGAAUUACUUCCGGCUCGGGUCAAUGGGGCCCCGGAUUUUCCAAUGACACUGACCGGUUCGGCCGGUCCUGGCAGUCUGAUUCCGGUAUCUUAACUAAUGCUGCCGGAAAGACUAAAGCGAUAUCUGCCAUAAAGGAUGUGAUCAAUGUGGAUAGAGAACCCAACUUCUUUCCAUUGAAGUUGUAUCAAACAGCCACUAUUUUGGUGGGAGGAAGUGGAACUGACGGCAAAUUUAUGGAGUACAUAAUUCCUGUGGAUGCCAAAUUGGAUUACUUGUUGUGGUUCCAUUUUGCGGAGAUUGAUGUUAGUGUGACCAAGGCAGGGCAGAGGGUGUUUGAUGUUUAUGUGAAUGAGGUGAAUGUAAGUAGAGUGGACAUAUAUAAGAGUGUUGGGGGCUUUGCAGCUUACGACUGGAGCUAUGUGGUGAAGAAUUUGAGUAGUACUUCGUUGAGUGUUAGGCUUUAUGCCGUUGUGGGAUCGCCAACCAUCUGUGGGCUUGAGAACUAUGCUAUUGUCCCAGCUGAUCUCAAGACUCUACCUGAUCAGGCUUCUGCAAUGCGAGCUUUGAAGGAGUCGCUUCGAGUUCCAGAUAGGAUGGGUUGGAAUGGUGAUCCGUGUGCCCCUACAACAUGGGAUGCGUGGGAGGGUGUCACAUGUAGUCAAACUAAAGAUGAAUCUGCCCUAGUCGUUUCCCAAAUAGAUCUUGGAAGCCAAGGCUUGAAGGGGUAUAUUAGUGAUCAGAUCGUUCUCUUAGCAAAUUUGGUGAGCCUGAAUUUAAGUUUAAAUUCUUUGGGGGGAAGUCUGCCAUCAGGGUUGGGCCAAAAGUCUCUUGUAAAGCUGGAUCUAUCAAAUAAUAAGUUAAUGGGACCAAUUCCAGACAGUCUAACAUCUUCUCAACUGCAACUCGUGCUUUUGAAUGGUAAUCAACUAUCGGGGAGAGUUCCGGAGGAACUUUAUUCCAUUGGGGUACACGGCGGAGCUAUCGAGUAUGUCUUAUUGCUUAUACUGCAACCACUUUCAUUCUUUGCAUAAUUUCACACUUUCUUAUUUAUCCUAAAAAUAAAUAUUAGCUCCCAAUCCGACAAUCCUACGUUUUCUUUACAUGCCUUGGUGGCUUGGUAAGUGCUAUAAUAAGAAUGUACGGACCCUCAAAGGUUGUUAAGACAUCAACAAUUGCAGGCAUUGCAUCAUCUUGCAUAGUUGAGAAUGCUUUCGAAAAAUUAUUUCAACUUUAAGGUCCUCAAUUAAACUUUGAUGUUGAGGGUUAUAAUUUACUGCGAACACCUAUUAUGCCUCAGUUACAACAAAACGGUGAACUCCGACAAUUUAUCUACUAAGCUUUCCACUGAAACACGAAAAAGAAUUGGCUAAGAGUGGGAUGGAAAAAAGGAAGUAUUUUACUUCUGCAAUAAUGAAUGAAUUCUUUGGACUCAGUGGCUGUUAACGCAAAGGUUACUUGUACUGGAAUGGAAAUGUUGGCAGAUUUUUUGGACUGCCAUUGGUCUCCCUAUUGGGACUACAAAUGUUUGAUUGAGACUGUAGGAUCUCAAUGGGUUAGUCAAGCAAGGGUACUGCGUCAGCCCAAAUCUCAUUUAAGUGCAUGGCUGUCACGAAGGAAAAGGUGGUUAGUGGGCUGGGUCUGAGGUUGAGAUAACCAAACUCUGAACACUGUUGUGACAAAAGGCCCGGUUUAUGCCAUCUUCAAAUUGUAUUGAGAUAUAUCUGCAAAUAUUUUUUGUACUCAUGUUACAUAUCUUACUAGCCCACUACUAUCAGUAACAUCAAUGUUUAAUAUAUGUUAUUGUUCAUGCUUGCACCAUGUAGAGAAGCCAGAUCAUUGAGAGUUGAAACUUAUCUGAAGAUCUAAAAAUAAUAUUUAAGACUAGCGCAAUGCAAGGCCUUGAUGAUUUCACAUGAAAAGAAAAGUAAAAUGCAUUAUUUGAUGAGAAAGAGUAGCUCCAUUGUUUGACUAAACGUGUAUUAUUUGCUCCUAUCUUGUUGAUAUGGUUAUUUUGUUAAGUGGAGUUCUUAACUCGCUUUACCACAGCCUUUCUGGUAACAAGGGGUUAUGUGGAGUGCCUUCUUUGCCGGAUUGCCCUUUAUUCUGGGGAAAGGAUGGCUUGUCUACUGGAGGGAAAGUUGCCAUUGGCCUAUCUUGUGUGUUUGUCUUUUCUCUGGUGCUGCUUGGAAUAUAUAUAUGUAUCAGAAGACGACAAAAUGACUAUGACUUUGCUUUACCACAAGAGUUAAUGUGUAAGUAGCCUUUGAACUUGGUCUGGCUUUUCUUUUAUGUUCAUUGAGUUAUUUGCUUUUCUUUUUUUUUUUUUUGUUGAUAAAAUUGAGUUAUUUGCUACCUAAAAAGGCUUUUUGUUAAAUAUGUGAAGUUUAAGUUCUAAUAAAUGGUCACAUACACAACAAUUUGAUCCUCACAAAAGCAGGAGGAAGCACUCAUGCAUGGCGUUUUGAACAUUUGACUUUUGAAGGGUUUUAUAUAUCUUCAUAUCCAACCAAAUUUUUGUGCCUUUUAGCAAGUUGAUGUGAUGCUGGCUUUAUGAAAUAUAAAUGCAAUUACUGGUUUGGUUGAAAUCGGUGCUGACAUUAAUGUUUUGGAGAAGCCUUCCCUUGUGCAGAUUUAGGAAAAAAAAAAGAAAGAAGUAAAAGCUGACUUUUUUGAGGGGGAGUAAAAACUGACAUGGAUUAAAAUGAAGGCAUUUGCUCAUUUAGUUUUAUAAUAAUCAUUCAGUCAUUCUUCAGGCAUUUUCGAUGCCCCUAUUGCAUUUGAAAUUGAGUGACAGGAUAGCAUGCUCCCACUCAAUGAUUCAAAGCUUUUGAGCAAUCUCAACCUUUCCGACAAGGCAAAUUGAUCAAUCUGAUGAGUAUUUGUCUGUGAUCUUCACUGUAGGAGGAAACUUAGGAUUAAUUAUGGUGGUAGGACAUCCUUGGGGCUAUCAUUCAGUAUAGAGAUACAUCAUUCCGCAAUAUGCAUGCACUACUUGACAUGACAUCACAUGAACAUAAAAUAUGUUAGUUUUUACUGAUGAGUUUUUCUACUGAACUCCUCUUAAUUCACGAGUAUAAUAACAUGUAGAUACUAAAUUUGUUGAUUUGGAAGUUUAUUAUCAUCGAGUUUGCAGAUGUUACCAGUGUAUGUGUUUGCAUUUAGUGAUGUUUGAUGUUGUUACUGAUGUUUGUAGCCAUUUCCAUUGUUCUUGCCGUGUAGCAUUAGCCGCGAAACGGAAUAAGUACCACAGACAAAAAUCUUUAAUGGCUCUGGAAAUGGAGAGCCAACAUGCCAAAGGAUUCAUUCCAACGUACAAUGCAAAUUGAACAAUCAUUGUCCUGGGAGAGGAGUUUAUAAAGAUGUAGAUAAGAAUUGGUGCAACUUGACAAGAGGGCAUAAAGAGAGGGACCUUGGACCUAUACAAUGUGCCAAGGAUGAAACUACCCUUCAUAUAUACACCAGUCAGUGGUUUUGCAAAGAUGUGACUUCUGUUGAUUUUCCUCAGCAAUUUGUUGCCAAUGGGGUCCUGAAAACAAAAACCACAUUGUUUUGUAGAGUGCAGUGUAUCUCGAUUUGUUAAUUGGUUGAAGCUUCCCAAAUGGUAGAAAGUUGAAAGAAAAAAAAAAAAAAAAAAAGUAAAACCCACCCCCCAACCAUACACAAGUAAUUGAAAGACCCAAGAAAACAAAUGCCCCCAUUGUAAUAUAUUCUCAAUUUUCGGCAUUUGAUUGGAAGAUUGAUGUGAAUUUAACUUCAUAGUUGCAUUUCGUAUCAUAUAUAGUUAAAGACUGAGAAUCUUUUGGUGAUAAGCUGCUUUCCUGUAGCAUUAUUAGUUACUUUUUUUUUUUUUUGAGAUAUUCUCUGGGGAUAAGUGUAUAAUUAGGUAUUAUUGUCGUACCAAUGUUCGUCUUUGCUUUUAACAUCCCUCUCUGAAGUACCAACAUUUGUUCUUGCUUUUAGGUCUUAUCUCUCUCAAUGUCACUAGAUUUGUUUUUGUUCCAUAAAAUGAUUCGACGAACCGAUGCAUUGUAUUUUUCAUUCUUGCUUUUUGAUCUAUCUCUCAAUGUAAAUAAUGCUCUCUUCCGCAUAUAAUAAGAGUUCAGCAAACAGAUGGA